Molecule: messenger RNA, 216 nt
Organism: Pyricularia grisea
Lineage: Eukaryota; Fungi; Ascomycota; Sordariomycetes; Magnaporthales; Pyriculariaceae
Exons: 2
Coding region: 1-216 (71 amino acids)
Source: RefSeq, a predicted model, not a curated record
AUGAUGAAUUUCAUAAUCGACAACAGCCCAGCGGACCUGCGCCUGCUCAUGGUUAACGAGCGGCCUUGCUCUAUCCCCGCCCUAAAAAUGCCCAAACGCGUUUUAGUCCUGCCGACUGCUCAACACAGCCCUUCCGCACCGUGCUCGACUGUGGACAACGCAUACGACGCCCCAUUUGACGGCCGCGUUGCUCAAGUCAGGCCUGCUGACGGAUGA